GGCCCUCGCGCGCGAGGCCCCUCCCCCCAGCUGGUUGAAGUCACGUGACGAGGCUGACACGUGUCGCCUGUGCGCCGCGUUCCACGCCGCUACCUGCUGACAACGUAGCUCGAGUGAGGAGGAGGCGCCAUGAGUUUGCUGACUUUGCUGCUGCUGAGCGCCUCUGCGCUGCUGAUGCUUCCCACGCCGGGGGCUGCCAAGAAGGACUACGGUCUAUACUGUGGAGCUUGCCGAGCGCUGGUGGACGAGGUGACGUGGGAGGUAAGCCAGGUGGACCCCAAGAAAACCAUCCAGGUGGGCUCCUUCCGCAUCAACCCCGACGGAACCCAGGACACGACCGAGGUACCUUUUGCCCGCUCGGAAGCCCACCUGCUGGAGGUGCUGGAGGGCGUGUGCCAGCGCGUGGGCGACUACGCCGAGGUGGACGCCGGCUCGGGGAGGCCGCGCUCGUUCGUGCGCACGACCGCCCGUCCCGGCGAGAAGCUCGACCUGAGCAACGUCACCAUCAGCGGCGACGUGGGCACCAUGCUCAAGUUCGCUUGCGAGAACAUUGUGGAGGAGUUUGAGGACGACAUCAUCUCGCUCUUCGUUCACGAGACAGAGCACGUCGCCGACAAACUGUGCAGCAAAAAAUCCGAUUACUGCGAGCACACUUUGCACGUGCCGCACGACGAACUCUGAAGUGGGGGGGGGGGGGCUUCUCCAGUAAAUGACACGGACACGAGAAUAUGCGGACGACACACAGAUGACACACGGACGACAAGUAGACACAGCGGACGACACGUGGACACGCAGAUGACAUGCUGACGACACGCAGAUGACACACGAAUGACGCGUGAAUACGCAGACAACACGCGGACGAAACGCGGACGACAUGCGGAUGACACGCGGAGGACAUGCGGUUGACACGCGGACGACACACGGAUAACAUAAGCACCGGCCUCUUAACCAGCAAGCGAUGAUACCGGCACGGAGCGGACAUCUCGUCGCACGGAUCACAACGGUUGCGCAGCAGCGACUCGGCGCUGCCGUGAACCGCCACGCAGUUCGAGGGAGGAACGGCACGGCUCGUUGCACGUGGAGAUUUUCCAGGAGAUACUUUUCCUCGAUUUUCUUUUUGGGGAACAAAAUCGGUCACAUUUAGCGUCUACGGGGAUUUGUGCCGUAACCGUCGUAUAUGCUUCUUGCUUUGCCCAUCUCUCUAGCUCCCACCAAAUCUGUUGUUGGCGGCCCCCGGGAUGAGUUUGUCGAAAUUCCACAUUUCUAAUGCAGGGGCCAAUCUCGACAUUAUGACCACUAUUGGCCACCCACAAAGUGGCAGUGAUUAUAUACAAUGCUCCCCUGAGGAAUGAUGCCUUUUGAGAGCGAAGUAAUCUGCUGACUGGGAUUUAAAUUGUCAGUUGAGCACUCUAAUACCCUCUUUUUCACCCGUGCUGAGCCAGUGAGGGGCCAUAAUAGCACGGGUGGUUUUCCAUUGGCCACUGGCCAUGCCGAGUGGGAACCAAAGCGUGCGUCUCAUUUACCUCCGUCACACCCCAACUCGCUGGCUCCAGCCAUCCAGGGUAAACGCCAUUAGAAGUGGUACGGACUUGCAAUUCCUGCCUUCAAUUUGUGCUCGAUUAUUUUUUUGAAAAAGAUUUGAGAGCAGCACCCGAUUUUGCUCGACGUUCACUUGACGUGGAUUUCGGAAGCCGCCGGCGACUGUAGCCUUUGGUUUUUUGUUGACGGCGCCGAUGAUGACGCGGACUGGCAGCGCGCUCCCGUCCUGCGGGCAGCCUCCCGUUGUUACGGUGACGCCGCAGUGGCGAGAUGUUAACGUUCUCGCCUGCUACACAGGAGGUCGUGGGUUCGAUCGCGACCCCGACGCCCGCUGUAUAUUUGGAGUUUGCGUGUCUCUCCCCGUGGUCUUGUGGGUUUUUCUCCGGCCCCUACAGUUUUUCCCUCCACAUCAAAAAUCAACGUGCGUUUGUUUAGAUUUUAUAAAUUUACACAUGAUCGUAAGCCACUUCAUUUGGGCUAUUAUUUGUGGCCAGGUCACUUCUGAAAAAGAGCUAUAGAGCUCAGUGGGCCUUAUCUGCUAAAAUAAUAAAAAAAAUAGUUGAGUCACCUGGCGCUGAUGCCAAGCAUCCCUCAUGCUAAAAAACUCAUCGACAAGUUCACUGAAUUGGGAUUAGACGUGGCAACAUCUUCACCCUCCUGCCCCCCCCCACCCCUGCAAGAACUUGGCAGGACCCUCCUGAAAGAGACUCCGUUCGUCCCGACAACCGAUGUGAUUUGCGUAGAGCGUGCAAUGACGCACCCAGCCGAUGUCACCUCUAUCUCGGUGGGGUAUCUGUAAUUGGAUAUCCCUCUUUUUUUUAAACAAAUGGAAGCAAACGUAAUCCUUUGCGCGCGAGAUUCGAGAUUCAAGAUUGAGAAUUGGCGUCGAUAAAAAUGAGCAACGGCAUUGUUGAACCUUUGCAGAGUCGUGCGAAUGGAGCACUCGAGUUAAGCUUGGUUUAUGGCCAAAUCGAAACCGAAUUAAAGUUGCCAGGGGUUUCCAUUGCCUCGCACGCAGUGUCCCCAGAAUCAUUCAGAAUCCUUUAUACUGGAGGAAUCCGAUGAGCUUUAAUGCUCUUUUCCACGUCGCAGUAGGGGCGGGUCAGAACGCUACAAUACAAUACGCACGUAUCGCUUGUCCUUUAAUCGCUGACCUGUCGUUUGACCAUACUUCACCGCCGGUGAGUUAGUACGGGUUGGUGAUGUUGGAGGGUAGAAGGGUAGGGAGGGAGCGCUAAUGAGAGCCGUGACCGGAGAAUUCACCUCGAGCCGCUGGGGGAGUCACCACUUGCACCACCGCUGCUCGUAUGUUGAACUUCUUUCGCACGGUACGUAGCCAACCGUGCUAACCGGUUGGCUACGUACGCUUAACACCACCACUUGCUGUGCGUACGGUUAAUGUAAAGAGCAACAACGGCACUGCCACUGCGUUAACCCAGGGCAGCUGUGAAUGACGGAAUCCUGAACCUUGGAGGGAACUCCACAGCGACAUCGCAAUGGCUCAAGGUGCCUCGCCCACUGUGUCAAUCCGCUACUGGAUGAGCGCUGCCAUUAGGUUAUGGAAUUGAAUUGCUGUCAAAUCCCAGUGCCAUGGGUUGCCUUUUCUCCAGACGACUGCUCUAGCUGGUUUCAUUGCAAUUUGAUAUUUUUAAUAAGAAAAUAAUAAAAAUGUGUCAGGUGACAA
Petromyzon marinus (sea lamprey) is the source of this 3223-nucleotide messenger RNA. RefSeq names its product protein canopy homolog 2-like. The record is from RefSeq and is a predicted model, not a curated record. Lineage: Eukaryota; Metazoa; Chordata; Hyperoartia; Petromyzontiformes; Petromyzontidae. Gene Ontology annotation, cellular component: endoplasmic reticulum.